AAGAACGCUACCAGUCAUGAGUAACGUCCAGAAUCCGACGUAUUUCCUUGCGCCAAACUGGACAUUCCCCCCAAAUGGCAGGAUUGCAAUUGGCAACAUUAUCAGAAAUCCGCUGAAACCCCACCUUCCAAUCUCCAAGGCGGACCAAAACAAGCUCAGUAUCAAUGUCUCAACGGAAAUCAAUUUCCGUCUUUCCCUCGACACAAAGAACAACAAACACCUCAGUAUUUGGGGGGCAUUCCUUGAGAAACUCUCUCUUAAGAACAUAGCCAACCGAGAGCGAGUAAAAAACGGCCAGUUCUCAAUAACUUCUCUCGACACCAAGUACCUCUCGGAGGACCCAACAGCGGAAGAGAUCAAAAGUCGCUGCAACCAGCCGGAGGUGCGAGAAUACAUGAAACUCGAUAGCAUUUUAUGCAGUCCUGUCUACAUGGUCACUGGUGUGAAAAUCGCCAAAGGCUUCAAAUUUGAAGGCCAGGCUGCUGUGAGUGAUGGUUUUGAGAGCAAUAUUCGCACUGAAGUGGCCCCGGAAGUUAGCGCUGGGGCUGGGACAGGUAGUUUGGAACAGAGGAGAGUUGGAACUGGUUUCGAGGCUGAUGGUGAUAUUAUCUUCGCAUACCAGGUGAUGAAGAUUAAGCCCAAAGGUUGGACGAAAGAGAAGAAGUUCGCGACAAUGGAGUACCAGCACUAUCAAGCCUUCCUUGCGGCCGAGGAGAAGAAACACAAGGAAGUUGAGGGUGAGACUGAGCAGAUUAGCUUGGAGGAUCUGCAGGAACUACCAGGGGCCCAAAUAGUGGAGGUUGAUGGGCUAUGCAUUGUGUUUGAAAGUCCGAAACACGUGGCGAUUUAGGCGGAGUGUUGAAUUUAGAGCUUUACCUGAG
Molecule: messenger RNA, 881 nt
Organism: Ilyonectria robusta
Lineage: Eukaryota; Fungi; Ascomycota; Sordariomycetes; Hypocreales; Nectriaceae
Exons: 1
Coding region: 17-850 (277 amino acids)
Source: RefSeq, a predicted model, not a curated record